Eruca vesicaria subsp. sativa (arugula) is the source of this 1582-nucleotide messenger RNA. The record is from the annotation of a GenBank genome assembly. Lineage: Eukaryota; Viridiplantae; Streptophyta; Magnoliopsida; Brassicales; Brassicaceae.
UGGAGUGUUAAAGUCGAAACCCUAGACUCCUUUGAAUCCGAUCUCUGCAAAUCGGAGACAAAGUCGAAUUCAAUUGCGAUUUAGCCAAUGUCGUCGUCCCCAGAAAGGAAGAGGAAGAGGCCGAAGAAGAAAUCGUCUCUUAACGAGCCGCGGGUACUCGAGCCGGCGCGGGAACCGACUCAAAAUCCGUCACUUCCCGAUGAUUUGAUAGUAAGUUGUUUAGCUCGCGUCUCGAGAUUGGAAUACCCAAAACUCUCACUCGUCUCAAAGAGCUUUCGAUCUCUCCUUGCUUCACCGGAGCUUUACAAGACCCGAUCCUCUUUAGCCCUCACAGAGAGUUGUCUCUAUGUAUGCAUAAGCUUCGCUAAUGACUCUAUCCAUCACUGGUUCACCCUCUGCCGGAAACCUGAUCGAACCCUAACCACCAACAAGAGGAAGAAGAAGCCAAGUGGGUAUGUUUUAGCUAAACUCCCAACUCACCAUUCUCGCUCUGCCCACUGGUCGGGUCUAGUGACAGUUGGUUCAGAUAUCUAUAACAUUGGUGGACCCGUAGGCGACGACAAAAAGCCAUCCUCUAGCAUCUCAAUCCUUGACUGUCGGUCCAACACGUGGCGUGAAGGUCCGAGCUUGCUGGUGAAGCGGAACUACCCACACGCCAAUGUAAUUGAUGGAAAGAUAUAUGUAACCGGAGACUCCAACUCUAGUUCUCCCCAGUGGAUGGAAGUUUUCGAUCCAAAAACACAAACUUGGGAGCUUGUGUCUAGCCCCCCUGCGCAGAUACGACUUCUAUAUGAUCAUAUAAGUACAAGCGCGGGGAUUGACGGAAAGGUACACAUUUUCGGAUCCUCUAAUGGCUUGGCUUACGACACGAGGGAAGGUCGAUGGGAAAGUGUGGGGAUGGAGAUGAGUUCGGAAUGGGUUUGGUUUUCUUACUGUGUGGUUCAGAACGUUAUUUACUUUUAUUACGACGGAGAGUUCAAAUGGUAUGAUACUAAGGCAAGACUCUGGAGAGUUUUGAAGGGUUUGAAAGGCCUUCCUAAGUUUCCACGUUAUAUUGCGAGAUUGGCAGCUUAUGAUGGUGGGAAGAUGGCUGUUUUUUGGGACAGGGUUGUCGCUUCCACUGGUUAUGUGGACAAGAUGAUUUGGUGCGCGGUGAUUGCACUUGAAAGACGCAACGAUGAAGAGAUUUGGGGUAAGGUUGAGUGGAAGGACGCUGUGCUUAAAGUCCCCAAGUCAUGUAGAAUUAACCAUACUCUUGCUGCUACCCUUUGAUGACUGACUUUAUGGGACCGACUUGAAUCUUUAAUGGUCACUUUGUUCUGUAAUUCUGUCUUAGUUGUUACCUUAUGCGGUAGACAUCAUUUCACUUCUGUAAACCUUUGACGGCUUAGACUAUCUUGUGACCUAUUGAAUAUGUUUUUGUUGAGUAGAAUGUUCACUAUUUUCUUGGGCCAAAAGAUGCAAAAUUGAUUGUUGUUUGGUGACAAUCAGGUGUGUACGUAUUGUUGGUUUUCUGUAUCUUAGUCAUGUAGAAUUAACUAUGCUCUUGCUGCUACCGUUUGAUUACUGACUUUAUGAGACC